Molecule: messenger RNA, 876 nt
Organism: Cricetulus griseus (Chinese hamster)
Lineage: Eukaryota; Metazoa; Chordata; Mammalia; Rodentia; Cricetidae
Source: RefSeq, a predicted model, not a curated record
AUGGCUUGGAAUCUAAGUCAUGGUGGCAGCAAUGUGACAGCAAACCGUGAGGAUGAAGUUAGAUUCCGUAGACAACUAGAAGCCCUUAACUCUGAUGAAGAAUACAAAAAUCAUCCUUCAUUUCUUCUGAUGAGACAUGACAACAGUGAAGAUCCAUCGGGGUGGAAUGGAAACCAAUCUGAAGAGAGACAACCACAAAUAGAAGGAAAUCAAGUUUCCUUCAGGAGAUUUCAUGACUGUUCCCAAUCUCGUGGCCACCCCAUUAACAGAUCUCAUGGUCACCACUCCAGAUCUCCUAGCCCCUUCAGGAGAGCUCCUGUCCACUCAGAUAGACGGCUAGUUCAUAACAACCAUGCUGGGAGAGCUAAUAAUGACCACUUAGGGAGACUUCAUCCUGGCCAUGUAAGGAGAGCUCAUAACAACCGUACAUGGAGAUCUCGAAGUCUUGAAGAGAGAUAUCGUGGUCAAAGAGAAAGAUUUAGACGAAUCCAAACAUCACCGGAAUCUGACCCUGAAAUUGACAGAACUUCUACAAUAAGAGAACAGUCUGAAUACUUAUUGGAUCAGGAACAGCACAGAAAUGAGCUAAUUAAUCUGAAUGGAGGGCUGAUAGAAGAAGGCUACGGCUCUGAUCAAAGUGACAAAAGUUCUGACAGUUUAUGGAGACCUGAAGUUGAUGCUGAAUUCCUGAAUGGUAGAUACACCACAAUUAAGACUAUUCCACGUCACCCAAAAGGAGUACGACUGAGCUUCAAUAUUGGAGCGCUUAAUAAUCAGACUAACCUGUCGCUCCAUACUAGAUUCACCAUAAUGAGGACUUUGAGACGUGCCAGAUUGAACAGUAUGAACAAUGGACAAGGAAGACAGGAAGACUGA